CAGCAGUAGCAGCAGUAGUAGUGAGGGUAUCCAGCGUCUAUGACCGACGUCCCCUUCUUCCCCAACCACCACAAAACACCCUCUCUUCAAAUAAAACCAGUCCCUUCAUUGAACCCCCCUUCGAGAUAUAAUGUCAAGCACGAACAUGUGCAUCUUUUGAACGUUCCCCUGUGAGAAAACGGGCUCACUGGGUCUCUCCCCCAUUCUAAGCUUCGGCCGACGAACCUAUCGUGAAUCCCCAACGACAUCCCCCAGUGAACAACUCGCGACGUCAACCCCCAGUCGAGACAUCCAUAUACCGAUAAGCCCAUACCAACCUUACACCAGCUCCAAAGCCGCAUCUCGAACUUUUCCCAGCUCCUCAUAACCCUCCAACGAGCACAACCCACGAAACCAGCCCAGCCACCAUGGCGAACCCAUUCUCGAGCCCCGGGAACCGCACCACGAACAUGCCCACCGCACCCCCCGGCCACGCCCCCCGCCGCUCCUCCUACGCCGCCGUCGUCUCUGGCACAACCCCCACCACCGACGUCUUCGGCUUCGACAGCGGCAACCGCUACCUCCCCAGCUCCGACCAGCGGCACCUCAUCGAUCCGCGGCACACCCUCAACGGGUCAUGGGGCACGCCCUCGCACGGCGGUCUGCCGCGAUACUCGCGCGCCUACGCUGAGCUGAUCAAUACAUACGGGUACGACGGGGACGGGGACCAUUUCUUCGUCCCAUCGUACCUGCGGGGGUCGGCGUACAUACAGACGCUCGAGACGGCGUAUCGGGCUAAGGUGGCGGCGGCGAGGGAGGCGGCGCAGUCGAGACACUCGUCCCAGCCUGGAUCGCUGUCGACGAGUGCGAGUGCGGCGAAUUUGAACGUGGCGGGGAAACUGGCGCCGUCGCAUAGGGGGAUGACGUUUGAGCUGAUUGAGAAGGCGGCGCCGGUGGAGGCGGAGGGCGUGCAGAUGUUGCCGUCGAGGUGGAAUGCGAAUGAUAAGUAUGCGGGGUUGGAGGUGUUGAGGGAUGGCUGUGAGGUUGCGUUUACGGGGGGGAAGACGACGGAGUAUGAGGCGUAUUCGAUUAGAGCGGAUCAUGCGAUGCCGGUGCAGUCGGGGAUUUACUAUUUUGAGGUCAAGAUUGUGUCGAGGAAGGUGGAAGAUAGCUCGAUUGCGAUCGGAUUCUCGACGAAGGAUGUGCCACUCUCUAGACCACCGGGGUGGGAGCCGAAUUCUUGGGCGUACCAUGGUGAUGAUGGGCAUUCGUACUGUUGCCAGAGUUCGGGAAAGACCUAUGGACCUACGUUUACUACAGAUGAUGUUAUUGGAUGUGGCGUUAACUUUCAUACUGAAUCUGCGUUCUUUACCAAGAAUGGUAAUCAUUUAGGCACGGCGUUCCGCGAGGUUAGAGGGAAGCUCUUUCCGUCUGUGGGGAUGAUGAAGCCAGGCGAGCAUGUCUGGGUUAAUUUUGGGCAGAGUCCCUUUGAGUUUGAUAUUGAUAGUAUGAUACUGAAAGAGAAGAAAGCUAUUGAGGAGCAGGUUGCGGCGACGAGUACUGCGAAUCUUGCACCUCCACUCGAUGAGACGAGUUUGAUCCAGUCGUUGGUCUUACAAUACCUCGCACAUGACGGCUACGUCGAAACAGCCAAAGCCUUCUCCGACGAAGUACGAUCCGAGAAGCAAGCCCUAAACAUCGGCAACAAAGAAGAAGUCAAGGGCUUCGAAUUCCACGACGACGGCGACGCAAGCCAGCGUCAAGAAAUCCGCAACGCCAUCCUCGACGGCGACGUGGACAGCGCGCUCCAACUCACCGAAUCCCACUACCCCAAAGUGUUCGAAGACGACGAGGACAUCUACUUCCGCCUCCAAUGCCGCAAAUUCAUCGAGAUGAUCCACCGCGGCGCCGAGAUCCGCUCCCGCGCCUCCACCGGCCGCACUAACGGCCAUCACGAAUACGACGCCUACGACGACAUGGUGAACCAAGACAUGGAGCUCGACCACCCGCACGAGCAGAAUGGGGGGUUCGAUAAGAUGGACACCGACAGCGGCGGCGGCAACGGAGGAGGUGCGACCAAUGGCGCGGUGCACGAUGAUUAUGAUAGGCUCCUUGAGGAGACUAUUAAUUUCGGGAAGGCGAUUUCGGCGGAGUUCGCGCAUGAUAAGAGACAGAGUACGCAGAGGGCGCUGAGGGAUGCGUUUGCGUUGAUGGCGUAUGAGGAUCCGGUGAACUCGCCGGAUGUGGCGCAUCAUUUGGCGUUGCAUAAGAGGGUUACGCUGGCGGAGGAUUUGAAUUCUGCGAUUUUGGUCUCGCAAGGGAAGAACCCCUCAACGGCCCUCGAGCGCUUGAUCAAGCAAACCGUGGUGCUCGCAGAGGAUUUGGCCGAGAAUGGCGGCCCAGGGUCGUUUGUCAACGUCUAUGAUUACAUGAAGCCACGUCCGCCAUCGCCGAGCCCGUUCUAGACUCUAGACUUCCCGUCUUUCCCAGAUCCCGCUUUUUCGGCCACCCCCUCCCCUCCCCUCCCCUCCCCUCCCCU
This is a messenger RNA of Pseudogymnoascus verrucosus, 2518 nucleotides long. RefSeq lists its product as uncharacterized. Lineage: Eukaryota; Fungi; Ascomycota; Leotiomycetes; Thelebolales; Thelebolaceae. Gene Ontology annotation, cellular component: cytoplasm. The record is from RefSeq and is a predicted model, not a curated record. The transcript is spliced from 8 exons. Gene Ontology annotation, biological process: cytoskeleton organization; cell surface receptor signaling pathway. The coding region runs from base 408 to 2444 and encodes 678 amino acids. Gene Ontology annotation, molecular function: protein binding.